AUGACGACGGGCAAAUCUUUGAAGGUAGAUUCAGUGAUGGUGUUCUUGGUUGUUGUGGGAAAUUCGUCGUCGUUGGUGGCAGCGGCUCAUUGGUUUGCUGCUAGUCGAGCCAUGGUCUUUAAAAUUGCUUCUGGUGGACCUUUUCCUUCUACCAUGACCAUCCCUCCUCCAUGUCUAAGGCCACUACAUGUUCGUACCAGUAGCAGCAUCUGUGCAGUUCAUGAUUUUGUGUCAUCCAGCUCCAGCUCCUCCUCCUUGUCAACACCGAGCGCUUCAUUCUUGCUUUGUUUGGCGGGCAGCGUUCAUGACGACAGGUCUGCAGUGCGCAGCGUAACGUGCUUUGAAAUAUGA
This is a messenger RNA of Seminavis robusta, 351 nucleotides long. The record is from the annotation of a GenBank genome assembly. Lineage: Eukaryota; Bacillariophyta; Bacillariophyceae; Naviculales; Naviculaceae.